This is a messenger RNA of Asparagus officinalis (garden asparagus), 1407 nucleotides long. Its product is annotated as stearoyl-[acyl-carrier-protein] 9-desaturase, chloroplastic-like. NCBI's taxonomy places the organism in Eukaryota, Viridiplantae, Streptophyta, Magnoliopsida, Asparagales, Asparagaceae. Gene Ontology annotation, molecular function: stearoyl-[ACP] desaturase activity. The transcript is spliced from 3 exons. The record is from RefSeq and is a predicted model, not a curated record. Gene Ontology annotation, biological process: fatty acid biosynthetic process. Gene Ontology annotation, cellular component: chloroplast stroma. The coding region runs from base 54 to 1262 and encodes 402 amino acids.
UUCUCGCCGUUCACUCUCAACACUCAGAAUCAAGAAAAAGAUUCUAAAGAGCAAUGGCAUCGAGAUUGGCUUUCGGAGUUGAGCCCUUCAUUUGCUUCUCUCAGUCUAAAAGCAGCAGGAGGAAUGGUAAUGGCUACGGUCUCAGAUCUCCGACGAUCUCAAUGGCUUCCACCAUCGGAGCCUCGUCUUCGACCGCUAAGGUUGAGACCCCGAAGAAGCCGUUCAGUCCUCCAAGAGAGGUGCAUGUGCAAGUCGCGCAUUCUAUGCCAUCUCAAAAGAUAGAAAUCUUUAAGAGCUUGGAGAAUUGGGCUGAGACCAACAUCCUGACCCAUUUGAAGCCCGUUGAAAAGUGCUGGCAGCCGCAAGAUUUCCUACCCGACACUUCAUCCGAAGGAUACGAGGUCCAGAUAAAGGAACUGCGGGAACGGGCAAAGGAACUACCGGAUGAAUACUUUGUUUGCCUUGUUGGAGAUAUGAUCACAGAAGAGGCUCUCCCGACUUACCAAACAAUGCUCAACACCCUUGAUGGAGUUCGGGAUGAGACCGGUGCGAGCCUUACUUCGUGGGCUAUUUGGACAAGGGCUUGGACUGCUGAAGAGAACCGACACGGGGAUCUUCUUAAUAGGUAUCUUUACCUUUCUGGGAGAGUGGACAUGCGGCAGAUUGAGAAAACUAUUCAAUAUUUGAUUGGUUCAGGCAUGGACCCUAGGACUGAGAACAACCCGUACCUGGGCUUCAUCUACACCUCCUUCCAAGAACGAGCAACCUUCAUAUCCCACGGCAACACAGCCCGCCAUGCCAAGGACAAGGGAGACCUAAAGCUCGCCCAGAUAUGCGGCAUCAUCGCCUCCGACGAGAAGAGGCACGAGACAGCUUACACCAAAAUCGUCGAAAAGCUCUUUGAGAUCGACCCGGACGACACCGUCCUCGCCUUUGCUGACAUGAUGAGGAAGAAAAUCUCGAUGCCUGCUCACCUCAUGUACGAUGGUCGUGACGAUAACCUCUUCGAUCACUUUUCUUCUGUCGCACAGAGAAUAGGGGUUUACACUGCGAAAGAUUACGCAGAUAUUCUCGAGUUUUUAGUUGAUCGGUGGAAGGUCGGGGGGUUGUCGGGGUUGUCGGCCGAAGGGAGGAGGGCUCAGGAGUACGUUUGUACGUUGGUGCCGAGGAUUCGGAGGUUGGAGGAGAGGGCACAGGGGAGGGCAAAGCUGAGGCCUAAGGUUGGUUUUAGUUGGAUCUUUGAUAGGGAAGUGCAGCUGUGAGCUGGGGUUUUUGAGAGAGGGUUGGAAGUUUUGGUUUUCUGAAAGUUUUUAGGGUUUUAAUGAAGGUGUAUGCUGUGGGUGGUGUUUUUCAUGUACAAGUAUUAUGUUAACAAGUUAGUGGUAAAAGGGGUUUCGUUUUAGAUCA